Messenger RNA from Dreissena polymorpha, 2372 nucleotides. RefSeq lists its product as uncharacterized. Gene Ontology annotation, biological process: vesicle-mediated transport; intracellular protein transport. Bases 1478 to 2035 code for a protein of 185 amino acids. The record is from RefSeq and is a predicted model, not a curated record. The transcript is spliced from 4 exons. Gene Ontology annotation, cellular component: plasma membrane; cytoplasm. Gene Ontology annotation, molecular function: GTPase activity; GTP binding. Lineage: Eukaryota; Metazoa; Mollusca; Bivalvia; Myida; Dreissenidae.
AAAUACAUUCGUGCGUGUUCAAACAUUUACGGAACCAAUUUGAGCGAGGCUUUAUUUUAAUAUUCAACUAAACUUGAACUCGCCACCAUUGUGUUUGCGGAUUUAAACAUUUCACGCGGUCACAGAUAGAUGUGCUUACGACAUACAGAGGUCGAUCCUCCCAGUUGUAAACCCAAAUAGGAGUGGAGAGUUGAAUGAAAACUUAGUAUUUGAUCAGACGUAUAACCGAAGUAAUCAUUUAAGUUAUUAACACUGUGGUUCGAAAUCAAAUAAAACUGAUACAGAAAAGUUUCGGCGAUAAGGUUGAAAUGUGAUGGUACAAAUCGCGAGGAGCUAUCGAAUAUCGUCGUGGAAGUAACUUCUUUAUUUGACAUCUACGCGUUAAAUGCAGAUCGGCGAUAGUUGAGAAUAAUAGAGUCCGUGUAUUAGAAGUCAGCACAGCGGGAAGAAGAUAAAUUCGGGAAAUACAACACUCAUUGUUUAUUUAAGGAUUUGCGCAUUUGAUAACCAGGGUGUACAAAAUAUUUAACAAACCGUAUCUAGGUUGUCGUGUAGAUAAUAGAAAUAACUCGGAGUUUUCAGUGUAAAAGGCGUUUUAAGCGUUGCAAAGGGAAAGAAAAACCAGUGACGUACCUAACGUACCUACGCGGAUAAGAUUAUAUUAAUAUUAGAGACAAUCUACAAGUGCACACGAGUGUCGUUUGAAGCAAUAUACGUGCUCUGUAUCAGGAAUACGUGUUAAAAAAAUAGGCGGACAUUGACAUGUACACUCAGAAAAAGUAAAAUGUGUGUCUUAUAGUUGGCAAUUAUUUAUGAAUGAACAUAUUUGAAGUGCCCAAGUCCUCCGAACGGAAAUCAUGGAUUACUACGUGACUAAUAUUUGAGGAUUUAAAGCAUUCUCAACGUAGGCAUACACACGCGUUGAUUAACACUGAGAGAGUAUUUAUAGGUUGUGAUUGUGCUAUUCUUCACUACGGCUCAAGAGAGAAAUACGUUUAGUUUAAAUAGCAGAGCAGGAACAGAAUUACUCAGUUAGGUAUAGUGUUGAGUCUAAAUAGCGACGUUGUAGCUAUUCGCCGUGGUCGUGGUAGAGAAACCGGCUCGCCAGUUUCGGUAGCGAAAUAUAAUAAUAUAGAGCAAAAAAGAUAAUACACGGAAGUAACUUUUAACAAAGUCGUGGGAAUUAUCUGUGAACAUCCAGUUGUUGGAUUUAAGUAAGAUUUGUUGUUUGUCAGUGCUCUGUUGAUUGCCGUAAGCAGGUGUUUAUACCCGUUAAAUCGUCAUUUUUGUUCAUAUCGCACAAUUGUUGCACGACAAUUGUAUAUACAUUGUAUAUAGGAAAGCUCUGCCGACGUAAACUGUAAGCGAACAAAAAUUUGUGCGAGGAUUACGUAAAUAUUUAUAUGUACAUUUUCACGCCUUGCGGUGUAGGUUUCACAGUGAAAGAGUAACCGCAGUUCUUAACAAAGGUUUGAGUAUGGGCGGAAUAGCAUCGAAACUCAGCAAACUAUUCAAGAACUGUCCGGCCCGGAUCGCCAUGAUUGGACUGGACUCAGCAGGCAAGACAACGAUCCUGUAUCGAUUCAAGCUCAACGAGACGAUCAGUACGAUCCCCACCAUCGGCUUUAACGUAGAGACGCUGACACCCACGAAGGGCCUCACCCUCACAGUGUGGGAUAUGGGAGGUCAGGAGAGAAUGAGGCCGCUAUGGAGGAUGUACCUCCGGGGAACUGAUGGCGUGCUGUUCGUCGUGGACUCUGCAGACAGGGACCGCAUCCCGGAAGCCCGCGAGGAGCUACUUCGGAUUUUGGACACGCCGGAAAUGAAGAACGUGCCGCUGGUGGUCAUAGCCAACAAACAGGACUUGCCCGGGUCUAUCGAUUGCAAAGAGCUCGGUAAGCGCCUGCAGUUGCCACAGAUGUCAACGCGACCAUGGGUUCUCCACGGCGCAUGCGCGACAACAGGGGAAGGCAUCUGCGAAUCCAUGGAGUCACUAGCGAAAAUGGUGAAAGAGUACAAGUCGAAGAACAAAUGAGCGUGAAAUGUUUAAUAUCCCCGCGAUAUCCACUAGGCGCGUGCCCAGUGAGCUUCAUCUUCUAUGCGCAUGUUCACAAAGUGCGCGCGCAUUGCCAUUCAUAAUGCCAAGAUGGCUGCCGGUCCUCUCCCGCACCUCACGAGAACGCUGCAAAAGUCAGGUGACGUGGUUUGACGUUGCUUAUUGCAAAAGAAAAACGUUCACGUUGGCGUUCGAUCUACGGAACGGCGGACGCUUUUACUCUAGUCACAUGAAGCGGCAACAAAUGCUGUGUUCACUGAUUCCCAUGACUUUAUUCUGUGAUUCAACUAAUGAACUAAUAAAGAUGUGAAUUGAA